Molecule: messenger RNA, 1845 nt
Organism: Zingiber officinale
Lineage: Eukaryota; Viridiplantae; Streptophyta; Magnoliopsida; Zingiberales; Zingiberaceae
Product: protein WVD2-like 4
Exons: 10
Coding region: 338-1642 (434 amino acids)
Biological process (GO): microtubule cytoskeleton organization
Molecular function (GO): microtubule binding
Source: RefSeq, a predicted model, not a curated record
UACAUGUACUACGAAAAAUGGCCGAGCUUUUCUGCGGUGGAGCAAUAGGAGAGCGAGGAAGUAGUGGCUACGAAUCCGAGGAGAGAUGGCCGCCGGAGAAGCUAGGGCUGUGUAGGGAAGGCGGAUAUUUAGAUGCCCCGGUGACGGGACAGGUCGUUCUUCGAGUGGGCGUCGAUUUAAGAGAGUUCGGACUUGAAUUCCCAGGCGCUUCGAUCUCGCAACGUUAAGGGCGGAUCGCUUCUACUCUCUCGCGGAUCAGUUUGCGUUCCUUCGGAUCCCCUUUUUUCUCCUCGCGCAAUCAGUUAGUUGCUGUGGUGUGGCAGAAUACCUUGCAGAGAUGGAAUCUGGUGAUGGAGUUGAAAUGGAGCUUAGUAAAGGAACUCCGGAAACAUCUCCAGAGGCCAAUGGAUUUAGUUCUCAGAUAAAUAAGGAGAAUGAAAUUGUCGAAAACGGUGCUGAUGCUGUUCCUGCAAGCAGUGGCUCCGAGGACACCUCAAAAGUCGAAGUCCCUGAUUUCUCCAGAGACAGCCACGAAGUUUCUGAAUCUGCGAGAGAAAACAACGGAUCAUUAAAUCCCAUCAAGAAAGGUGGAUCUGACGAAUGUAGUCAAUUCAAGAAGACAAAGAAAAAUUUCGGAGUUCUGAAUGGUUCUGUAGGUGAACUGAACGAGAAAAGGAAGGCUCUUUCACAGAGUUCGUCCUUUCCGUCUAAAGGGUCCCUUAACACCACCACUUUAACAAGGCAGACUAGAAUUGCAUCAUCAAAAACAAAUGGGCAUCUUACUGCUAAGACGACCACAUCAAGUGUUCAGAAAACAUUGGCUGUGAACAAAGGCUCAGGAGAGGUGAUUAUUAGUGACAAAUCUGCUAGGAAUGGUACUUCUAUAAAAGAUGGAAAGUCCUAUGAUAUCAAGGAAAAACUCUCAGAUAGCUCAUUGUCAACCAAAAACGAUGAAGAUGCCCACUCCAAUGCCUCAAGUACAACACCACGUGCAAUAAAGGGUACUGGUUGUGGUUUUAAUUUUAGAUUGGAUGAGCGUGCUGAGAAACGCAAAGAGUUUUUCAUGAAGCUUGAAGAGAAGAAUCAUGCAAAAGAACUUGAAAAGACCAACUUGGAUGCAAAAUCUCAGGAAAAUCGAGAGGCUGAGAUCAGACGAUUGAGGAAGAGCUUGAACUUCAAAGCCACUCCAAUGCCAAGCUUUUAUCAAGAACCUACUCCUCCAAAAAUCGAACUGAAGAAGAUCCCUCCGACACGACCCAAGUCGCCUAGACUUGGGCGUCGCAAAUCAUCCACUACAGCCACCGACAAUCCUUUGGAAGCUGUCGACUCAAGUGAGAACUCAACCAAAUCGAAUGGCAUCUCCGCAACCAGCAAGGGGAAUGCAAAUGCUAUGGCUUCCAAAAACCCAAAGCCGAAGACACUCGCCAAGCUUCCAUCUCCCAAGUCGACAACCACAAGGUCCGACACAAAAUCCAGUGCGGCAGACAAACAUGCAUCAAACCAAAAGCCUAUGGUCGAGGUACUUCAGAUCGACAACCACGCAGUCACAUCAUCUCUCGAGGACAAAACUGAGGGAGAUAAGGCAGUGGCCAACCUCGCUGAAUCUGAAAUAGUGCCCCAGCAAGUUUCUGUGCUUGGGUAAGUAGUUGCCGAACGCUUCCUGCUCGUAAGUAUAUUAAUUUUGAAGCCAUUUGUGAAUACAGAGGUUGUGUGCUGCUUGAAAGGUAUGAUUCGGAUCUUUUACUGCAACUGCAAAUUUUAUUGUUUCCAAUUAAUAGAUAAAUGUUGCACGACUCUAUCUGUUAGACCAUGUAAAUCGUUUAUAAUAUUCUGCUGUUUGAUUUA